AUAACUUCAUGGAACUAACAUUGAAAUUGUGUCUUCAUAUAGCCCAAUAUGCAGGUUUCAUAGUCGGGCAACUUACCAAUUCGUGUCUUUUGUUUCUUAUUUUUACUAGAGCUGAGAGAUUAUUUGGAAGUUAUCGACAUGUGAUGGCUGUUUUUGCGUUGUUUUCUUUGGUUUAUACUUGGAUCGAGUUUAUAGCACAGCCGGUGAUGCACAUAAAACAAUCAAUGUUCAUUGUAAUGCUAGAUAGUCCUUUCACAUUUGACGUUUCGACCGGGAAUGAAAUUACUUGUUUAUACUGCUCAUCAUUUGCUCUUUGCAUUUCACUUUUGGCUGCUCAGUUUUAUUACCGAUAUAUUGCUCUUUGCCAACCAGAAACCCUUGAGAAAAUAAAAGGAUGGAAUCUGACCUUAUUAUUCAUUCCUUGUAUUGUUUGCUUUGUUGGUUGCGUUACUUGCGUCUAUUUUGGAAUGCACAAUACUGUGGAAAAACAAAAAUUUAUGAGAGACGUGAUGUUUGAGAACUAUGAUGUUGAUUUGGGCAGGGAAUCAUUUAUCGCAGCUUUUUAUUGGUCAUAUGAUAAAAAUGGGUCUCGAAUUUUCCGCUUUCGGGAUACCAUUGCGGCUUCUGGAUGUAUAUUAGUGGCAUGCUUCUCCACAAUACUGUAUUGUGCUUUCAAAAUCUACAUCAGACUCAAAAGUGCUCAAGCAUUGAUGAGUACUAAAACGAGAGAACUUAACCGACAGCUGUUUAUCACUCUCACUUUUCAGACACUUUUUCCAUUUUUCAUGAUGUAUUGCCCUGUUGGUUCUUUGAUUUCUUUUCCAUUUCUUGAAAUUGAAGUUGGGAAAUUUGGUAAUUACACUGGCGCAGCUGCCGGAAUUUACCCAGCUUUAGAACCUCUUAUUGCAAUUUUCUGUAUCAAAGAUUUCAGAAGAGAAGUACUAUGUCAACGGAAAAAAGUUCGAACUGAAGUAAAAUCCAGAUCAGGAAUCCCAUCUACUUCUUUCAUAUAACUUUUAAAAAAGUAUAUUUAACCUUUUUGAACUAUGUAUAUUUAGCCUUUUUUUUCAAAGGUUUAGUUUCUUAAUGCAAUAAAUUUUGAACCCUUA
This is a messenger RNA of Caenorhabditis elegans, 1109 nucleotides long. It is a transcript of the gene str-143, whose product is annotated as Serpentine receptor class r-10. Bases 9 to 1013 code for a protein of 334 amino acids. The record is from RefSeq and is marked reviewed. The transcript is spliced from 7 exons. Lineage: Eukaryota; Metazoa; Nematoda; Chromadorea; Rhabditida; Rhabditidae. Gene Ontology annotation, cellular component: ciliary membrane. Gene Ontology annotation, biological process: detection of chemical stimulus involved in sensory perception of smell.